This is a messenger RNA of Protopolystoma xenopodis, 396 nucleotides long. Lineage: Eukaryota; Metazoa; Platyhelminthes; Monogenea; Polystomatidea; Polystomatidae. The record is from the annotation of a GenBank genome assembly.
AUGCUCUUAUUUUGGUUUUUUUGCUCUUUCUCCUGCCUUGUGAAGUCGCGACCACCUGUUCUACUCAAUCCUAUUCCUGCUUUCCCUUCUGAUGACUUUUGCAAACCAGUCAAGCCGCUUGCCUCUGGAGCCUUCAGCAUCUCUGCUGCUUGCCAUGUCGAUACUACCUCGACAGCCAAAAAUUCGACAGAUAGGGCGGCCUCAUCCUGUCUUCUAAAUUCUGCUGCACUUGCCACCGCCUUUACUACCUCUGAAGGCCAACAAGCUUGGCAUGAAGUGGCCAGUUGGCUAGCAGGAUUAGCCGCACGUCAAACCUCCAAUCUCAUGGACAUGAAUCCCGAGGAGUCUAUUGUCAGGAUCCCGGCAGCGGUCAGUGAGGCCAUUCUUUUUCGGUGA